Symbiodinium sp. CCMP2592 is the source of this 438-nucleotide messenger RNA. The record is from the annotation of a GenBank genome assembly. NCBI's taxonomy places the organism in Eukaryota, Dinophyceae, Suessiales, Symbiodiniaceae.
AUGGCUGAUGCUGCCAGGUUCCGGCUGACGGGUGCGCAGUCCCGUGCAUCUCGGGCCUAUGAUCUCUGGGACGACGUCUUGAGCAUCUGCAGGACGAGGGCAUCCGCUCUGUCAAGAGCUGUUUCCGGAGAGCCUGCUGCAGUUCCGGGACAGCCUGCGGCGCUGCUCGAGCAGCACCACAGGAGUUAUGCUUCCUCUGCUCGCGACCACUUCAUGGAGCUCGCCCGUUGGAUCCCAGCGUUCCCCGCAGCUCUGCUGUGCCACGUGAACUCCGGGCUGGACUUGAGGACCCAGCUGCGGCAGUCCCGGGGUCCGGAUCAUGAGGCGCACGAGGCACCACGGGCACCACGGGCACCGCUGUCCGUAUCCGGGCAGCGACGACGGAGACUAUAUGGGUGGUUGUCAAUAUUAGGGUCCCUUGCUGGGUCCUUAUUAUAA